Oldenlandia corymbosa var. corymbosa is the source of this 1986-nucleotide messenger RNA. The record is from the annotation of a GenBank genome assembly. Lineage: Eukaryota; Viridiplantae; Streptophyta; Magnoliopsida; Gentianales; Rubiaceae.
AUGUCGGGAUUGCUUAAUUCGUCUUUGAACGGGUCGGCUUCAAAUCUCCCCGAGAGCUCUGGACGCUCAUUUAUGACAUCUUUUUCUGCUCAAUCUGGAGCCGCUUCUCCCUCUUUUCACCACACUGGGGGUAUUCAAGGGCUGCACAACAUUCAUGGUAGUUUCAACCUUCCAAACAUUCCUGGAGCACUUGGAUCAAGAAACGCAGCAAUGAGUAACGUGCCAUCUAGUGGGGUUCAGCAAUCUGCUAGCAGUCUUUCUGGUGGACGCUUUACUUCAAAUAACCUUCCAGUUGCUUUGUCGCAGAUAUCUCACGGCAAUUCUCAUGGCCAUUCAGGGAUGACAAGUAGGGGUGGCAUGAGUGUCGUUGGAAAUCCUGGAUAUAAUACAAGCACGAAUGGUGUUGGUGGUUCUAUUCCCGGGAUUCUCCCAACUUCAGCAGCCAUUGGUAAUCGUAAUGCUGUUCCUGGAUUGGGGGUGUCUCCAAUGCUUGGAAAUGCAGGGCCAAGGAUUAGCAGCUCAGUAGGCAACAUUGUUAGUGGGGGCAACAUGGGCAGGAGCAUGAGUUCUGGGGGAGGAUUGUCUAUGCCUGGUCUCACUUCUCGCUUGAACUUAAGUUCCAACGGCGGAAAUGUCCAGGGACCAAAUAGGCUAAUGAGUGGUGUUCUUCAACAAGCUUCUCCGCAGGUGAUGUCUAUGCUAGGCAAUUCCUACCCUUCUGCUGGUGGCCCACUUUCUCAGAACCAUGCUCAAGCAGUUAACAAUUUAAACUCUAUGGGAAUGUUGAAUGACGUGAAUUCAAAUGAUGCUUCUCCCUUUGAUAUUAAUGAUUUCCCGCAACUCUCUAGCCGCCCCAGUUCUGCUGGAGGGCCUCAAGGACAAUUGGGUUCAAUGAGAAAACAAGGUCUUAGUCCUAUAGUUCAGCAAAAUCAGGAGUUCAGCAUUCAGAAUGAAGAUUUUCCAGCUUUACCAGGUUAUAAAGGUGCAAAUCCUGAAUAUGGAAUGGAUCUACAGCAGAAAGAACAAACACAUGACAACAAUGUUUCCAUGAUUCAGCCUUCACAGUUUUCUAUGGGAAGAUCAUCAGGUUUUAAUUUAGGGGCCACAUACUCAUCACAUCGUCCGCAACAGCAACAACAUUCACCUUCAGUGAGUAGCAGUGGUGUCUCUUUUUCUAAUUUAAAUAACCAGGAUCUCUUUCACUUACAUGGAUCAGAUAUGUUUCCCUCGUCGCCAUCAACCUUCCACCAGCAGACCGGUGCUCACCCUGGCAUAGGACUGCGACCUCUGAAUUCCCAGAGUUCGGUUUCUGGGAUAGGAUCAUAUGAUCAACUCAUCCAGCAAUAUCAGCAGCACCAGAAUCAAUCUCAGUUCCGUCUGCAACAAAUGUCUCCUGUGAGCCAGCCAUAUAGAGAUCAGGGAAUGAAGUCCAUGCAAGCUGCGAGCCCUGCUCCUGACCCGUUUGGCCUGCUUGGAUUAUUGAGUGUAAUAAGAAUGAGUGAUCCUGAUCUGACAUCUCUUGCCCUAGGAAUUGACUUGACAACUCUUGGAUUGAAUUUAAACUCUACCGAAAAUCUUCACAAGACAUUUGCUUCUCCGUGGUCGGAUGAACCUGCCAAAGGAGACCCUGAGUUCACUGUGCCUCAAUGUUAUUAUGCCAAACAACCGCCUCCACUGACUCAAGCGUACUUUGCGAAAUUUCAGUUAGAUACAUUGUUCUACACCUUUUACAGCAUGCCGAAAGAUGAAGCUCAGCUGUAUGCGGCAAAUGAAUUGUAUAAUCGAGGAUGGUUCUAUCACAAAGAGCUUAGAUUGUGGUUUACUAGGGUUCCUAGUGCUAACAUUGAUCCCUUUGUGAAGAAUAAUGCGUACGAGAGGGGGUCAUACAUUUGCUUUGACCCAAACACCUGGGAGACAAUCCGCAAGGAAAAUUUUGUGCUCCACUAUGAAAUGGUGGAGAAAAGACCAACUUUACCGCAACAUUGA